Pistacia vera is the source of this 1541-nucleotide messenger RNA. RefSeq names its product serine/threonine-protein kinase STY13. Bases 53 to 1327 code for a protein of 424 amino acids. Gene Ontology annotation, biological process: protein phosphorylation. The record is from RefSeq and is a predicted model, not a curated record. Lineage: Eukaryota; Viridiplantae; Streptophyta; Magnoliopsida; Sapindales; Anacardiaceae. Gene Ontology annotation, cellular component: plasma membrane. The transcript is spliced from 7 exons. Gene Ontology annotation, molecular function: protein kinase activity; ATP binding.
GUUUUUUCUUUUUUGAUGAUGAAAUGAGUUUAAAGAAGAGGGAGAUGAGAUUAUGAGAAGAGAUCGAGGUGGGUCAGAAAACACACGUCGUCUUCAGGGGAGGCUGUUGAUUGUUGAAGAAGCAAUGAAGGAGAAGAGUGAAAGUGGCGGCGGUGGGUAUGUGAGAGCGGAUCAGAUAGAUCUGAAGAGCUUGGAUGAGCAACUUCAGAGGCAUCUAAGUAGAGCAUGGACCAUGGAGAAGAACAAGAACAAGAAAGAACAUGAAGAAAGUGAAGGUGUUCAUCCCCAUCAUCCUUUACAACUACAACUUCAUCAUCCUCAUCAACAACCGCAAUUACAAAGACCCUUCACCAACAACAACAACCACAGUAGUACUGUAGCUAGGCAAGAAUGGGAGAUUGAUCCCUCUAAACUUAUUAUUAAAGGUGCUAUAGCUCGGGGAACUUUUGGCACUGUUCACCGUGGCGUUUAUGAUGGCCAAGAUGUUGCUGUUAAACUUCUUGACUGGGGGGAAGAGGGCCACAGAACUGAGGCUGAAAUAGCUUCACUUAGGGCAGCUUUUACGCAAGAAGUUGCUGUUUGGCACAAGCUUGAUCAUCCUAAUGUAACCAAGUUUAUAGGGGCAACAAUGGGCACAUCAGAGCUAAAUAUACAAACAGAAAAUGGUCAUAUUGGUAUGCCAAGCAAUGUUUGUUGUGUUGUCGUUGAAUACUGCCCAGGGGGUGCUCUGAAAUCUUACCUCAUAAAGAACCGCAGAAGGAAGCUGGCUUUCAAAGUUGUUAUUCAGCUUGCCCUGGAUCUUGCUCGAGGGUUGAGCUAUCUUCAUUCUGAGAAAAUUGUCCACAGAGAUGUUAAAACAGAGAACAUGCUUCUAGAUAAGACACGUACUGUGAAGAUUGCUGACUUUGGGGUUGCUCGCCUUGAAGCUUCAAAUCCUCAUGACAUGACUGGAGAGACUGGAACCCUUGGAUACAUGGCACCAGAGGUUUUGAAUGGCAACCCAUACAAUAGAAAGUGUGAUGUGUACAGUUUUGGUAUUUGCUUAUGGGAGAUAUACUGCUGUGACAUGCCAUAUCCUGACCUUAGCUUCUCAGAAGUGACAUCAGCCGUUGUUCGCCAGAAUUUGAGGCCAGAGAUACCUCGUUGCUGCCCAAGCUCCCUUGCGAAUGUAAUGAAGCGGUGCUGGGACGCUAACCCUGACAAACGACCAGAGAUGGAUGAGGUUGUGUCCAUGUUGGAGGCCAUUGACACAUCAAAGGGUGGAGGCAUGAUUCCUGUAGAUCAUCCUCAGGGUUGUUUCUGUUUUCGCAGAUAUAGAGGACCUUGAACUAGUUGCCCUUUAAAUUUGAGCAAAGAUGAUAUGUUUGAGAUAUGGACUGCAAGUUUCGAAAUCCAAGCUGUAUUUAAUUCAAUCAAAGGAAUGGCACCUAAGAGCUGAUGGUAUACAAAACUUUGGAGGCUAUAGACUAGGAGGAAAUCCCUGAUAGUUGUUUGUUCUGGAUAAUGCAUUCUGUAAAGCUUCUCUUUCUUUCUUCUUGCCC